AUGAUGUCUUCCAAUGUGUAUAAGAGAUUUAAGUCUUCUGAAGUUGGUUCAGAUAUUACGGUUGUAUCGAGCAGAGAUGAGGUAAAACUGAAAGGCAUUAAAAUAAGUAAUGAAGGCUACAAAAGGUCGAUAAGCUUAGGGUAUGAGCCUGUUGGAUUAGAAUCAAGAUAUUCUAGUAGACGUAUUCACUCUACGGGCACUUAUACUGAUAGGAGAACUAUGAAUGAGAUUAAAUCUGAUGAGAAUGAUUUUAAGGGGAUUAUUGAAGGAAUUAAAAUGAUGUUAAUCUCUACAAGGAGAGCCAUUUGGGAUACUAUCGGUAUGAAUGGUGAUGCAUAUACUGAGAAUUUAAAUGAUGUUGAUGUUGAAAGUUGGAAUACAACAAGAAAUUUAACUUCUUCGUCAGCGAUGGAUAUGAAUGAAAAUACAGACUUAAGAAAUAUUAAGAAUGUAAUUGAUGAUGGACCUGUGGUACCAUACGGUAGUUCUUUUAUUCGAAGAAAUAAACGUUAUCGAAGAUCUAGGCAAAGUAGUUUGGUUCGUUCUAUACUUCAGAGCCAGUAUAAUGAAACCAUUUCUAUUGGGAAUACAUCUCAAGAUGAGUAUGAAAUACCACCAGUACUAAUUGAAGAAAGAAAAAAACAAUUGGAACUACUAGACAAUGAUAAUUUGAAAGAUGAAGGUCUUAGAAAUGCCAUUUGGGAAUUAACAGAAAAAAUCAAGAAUUUUUGGUCAAAUGACAAUUCUAUUACUGAAACAUCUACUAUAGAAGAAACUAAGAAUAAUAUCGAUGAUGAUCAAGAUGUUGUAAUUCUAGGAGAACGCAAGUGUGAUGUUACUAGAAGAGAAAAUAUUCCUCCCUUUGAAGAUUUAAAGUUCAAGAGAUAUAUAGCUAACGCGGAUAAUAAUCCUGCAUUGAUAGAUCGCUAUGAAGGCUACAAGGACAAUAAUCAUGAUUUAAGAAGGAAGCUAAAAGCAAUUAGUGAAAUAACAUUAGUUCCAGAGCUAUCAAAACUAGAACUGAAAAAAGUUUUAGAAGUUUUCAGACAAGUGGAGAAUCGUAUCCUGGCAAAAACUAAGAAUAUUGAAAUUACAUUAAGAGACUUUAAAACUCUAGAUCAAGGUCGAUGGCUUAACGAUACUAUAAUCGAAUUUUUUAUGAAAUUUGUUGAGCAAAACACACCAGGUUCCAUUGCAUAUAAUUCAUUCUUUUACAGUAAUCUCUCUAGAAGAGGUUACGAUGGGGUUAGGCGUUGGAUGAAGAAAAAGAAGGUCAAUAUUCUUGAUUUGAAUAAGGUAUUUGUCCCUAUUAAUCUCAACCAAUCUCAUUGGGUCCUCUGUAUCAUCGAUAUCCCACAAAAAUCGAUAUUGUUUGCUGAUUCACUUUCAGUGGGCCCCAGUUCUACCAGCUUCCAUGUCAUGGAAAACUUGCAAGAUUAUAUUAUAAAGGAGAGUAAUGGUAAGAUAGGAUCAAAUUUUAAGCUUGUAUAUUUAACCACACCUCAACAAGAUAAUGGAUUUGAUUGUGGGAUAUAUUUGUGUUUAAAUGCAUUAUACUCAAGCAAGAAUAAACCUUUAAUCUUUUCAAAGAAUGAAGCAAUGAAUUUGAGGCUAUAUAUUGGUCAUUUAAUAUUAUCAUCAUCAUGA
Messenger RNA from Vanderwaltozyma polyspora DSM 70294, 1647 nucleotides. It is a transcript of the gene ULP1, whose product is annotated as SUMO protease ULP1. Bases 1 to 1647 code for a protein of 548 amino acids. Lineage: Eukaryota; Fungi; Ascomycota; Saccharomycetes; Saccharomycetales; Saccharomycetaceae. The record is from RefSeq and is a predicted model, not a curated record. Gene Ontology annotation, biological process: proteolysis. The transcript has a single exon. Gene Ontology annotation, molecular function: cysteine-type peptidase activity.